This is a messenger RNA of Trifolium pratense (red clover), 1581 nucleotides long. Its product is annotated as bifunctional riboflavin kinase/FMN phosphatase-like. The record is from RefSeq and is a predicted model, not a curated record. Gene Ontology annotation, molecular function: sn-glycerol 3-phosphatase activity. Gene Ontology annotation, biological process: glycerol biosynthetic process. Bases 188 to 1300 code for a protein of 370 amino acids. NCBI's taxonomy places the organism in Eukaryota, Viridiplantae, Streptophyta, Magnoliopsida, Fabales, Fabaceae. The transcript is spliced from 10 exons.
CCACAACAACAUGCUCAUUCAUUCGUGACACUAACGCUAUAUCAAAUCAACUAUCACUCACAAUUUAUGCUUAGUUCAUGUGAUAAAGAUCACAUAAAGAGUUCAUAUAUUAUUAAAAACAUACUCCUACAUUUAUUAUUCAUUAUUUUAACCAACCAAUUGCAAUAUUCUUAACUUUGGUUUUAUCAUGAGUUUCUGUUGUGAGUUUCAAGGUUGCAACAAUGAAACCAAUGUUUCAGCUGUUAUUUUUGACUUAGAUGGCACACUUUUGGAUACUGAAAGGGCUACAAGGGGUGUGUUGAAUGAGUUUUUGGGAAAGUAUGGGAAGGAAUUGAAUAAGGAAAGGGAAGAAAAGAAGAGACUAGGGAUGACACAGAAGGAUUCAGCUGCUUUAAUAGUUAAGGACUAUCAACUUCCAUUAACAUCUGACCAAUUUAUCAAAGAAAUUAACCCUCUCUAUAGGGAAAGGUGGAGAGAAGUCAAAGCAUUGCCUGGAGCUAAUCGAAUUAUCAAACAUUUCGCGAAAAAUGGAGUGCCAAUGGCUCUUGCUUCAAACUCCUUGAAAGAAUACAUAUAUGCAAAAAUUUCUCAGCAUAAAGGUUGGACAGAAAGCUUCUCAGUAAUUCUAGGACAUGACCAGGUUAAAUUUGGGAAGCCUGCUCCAGAUUUAUAUGAAGAAGCUGCCAAGAGAUUGGAGGUACAUGCAGCUAACUGCCUAGUGAUAGAGGAUUCCUUGGUUGGUGUCAAAGCAGCUAAUGCUGCAAAAAUAAAGGUAGUCGCAGUACCGUCUCGUGGCGAAUCUGAUUGUUCUAAACUGGCAAAUGUUACUCUUAAUUCACUUUUAGAGUUUCAACCUGAGCUAUGGGGACUUCCACCUUUUGAUGAUUGGGUAGAUAACACAUUGCCUAUUGAGCCAAUUCAUCUGAAUGGCUUGUAUGUUAAUGGAUCUCUCCUUGGAACCACAGAGAAUGCAACAUUUGCAAUUCCUGAUCAAGUUGUUGGACUUUACUUUGGUUGGGCCAAAUUUGAUUCAGAUAAGAACUUCAAGAUAUUGGUUAGCAUUCAUUUGGAUUUCUCAAGUGUUGCCUACAAGAAAAUAGAUGUUUGGCUUAUCGAUGCAAACACUGACCUUACAUCCGAUCAAAAUAAGAUGCAAAUCUGUCUUGUUGGUUACAUAAGAGCAUGGGAUAACAAGCUGCAUGAACAGAAACUUGGGCCAAUGGAAAGGAAGAAACUUGAAGAGUACAAGUCCAUUGCAAGAGCUUCACUAGAUUUGCCAUUAUUUAGUAAUUUUUGCUAGAAAAAGCUUAGCAUGGAGGACACAAUCAAGUGAACUAAUUACAAUUUGGAAGAUGGAGUAAUUAUGUAAUUUUUUGCACUUUUCAUAAUAAUAGGUGUACCUAUUUCUAUAGCAUGAAGCAUUGCCUUUAAAUUUGUAACUUCCUGAUGCAAAUUAGAUAAGAAAAUAGCAAGAUCAUUUCCAUCAAAUAAUUCAUGUGUAUGGACCUUUGAUCAAAUGUACGCAACUUGUAGCGUUGAUUUCGAUAUUAAACUCGUCAAGAACAGAGAAUACGAAUAAUG